Messenger RNA from Choloepus didactylus (southern two-toed sloth), 3617 nucleotides. RefSeq names its product F-box and leucine rich repeat protein 3 (gene FBXL3). NCBI's taxonomy places the organism in Eukaryota, Metazoa, Chordata, Mammalia, Pilosa, Megalonychidae. Gene Ontology annotation, biological process: entrainment of circadian clock by photoperiod; SCF-dependent proteasomal ubiquitin-dependent protein catabolic process; G2/M transition of mitotic cell cycle. Gene Ontology annotation, cellular component: cytosol; nucleus; SCF ubiquitin ligase complex. The record is from RefSeq and is a predicted model, not a curated record. Gene Ontology annotation, molecular function: protein binding.
AAGCGCCAUUUUGAACUUCGUGUCUGGGCCGAGAAGCAGGGAAACUACGCGGCGGCCGCAGCUCGCUGAGGGAGUCUGUCGUAGUAACGGAACGUCCCGGAAGGGGGCCGCGCACAGCGUGGGACUGAAAAGGAAGGCUUCUCCUGGGUAGCCAGAGCCACAAAGGUGGAGCCGUGUUGGCACCCGCCGGGGGACCAGCGCCUCGGAUGCGGGCGGAGCGCGGGGGGCCGCGGCGGCGGGAGCGCGAAGCGGGGGUUCCGGGGGGCCUCAUGUGAGAGCCGCGGGACCAGCCGCCGCCGUCCCCGGAGCCCGGGGUGGUGUAUGGGGGAAGCCGCCCCCGGCAGCAGGAUGAAACGAGGAGGAGGAGAUAGUGGCCAAAAUUCAUCAGAAGAAGGUACUGCAGAGAAAUCCAAGAAACUGAGGACUGCAAAUGAACAUUCUCAGAUCUGUGACUGGGGUAAUCUACUUCAAGAUAUUAUUCUCCACAUAUUUAAAUACUUGCCUCUUCUUGAUCGGGCUCAUGCUUCUCAAGUUUGCCGGAACUGGAACCAGGUAUUUCACAUGCCUGACUUGUGGAGAUGUUUUGAAUUUGAACUGAAUCAGCCAGCUACAUCUUAUUUGAAAGCUACACAUCCAGAGCUGAUCAAACAGAUUAUUAAAAGACAUUCAAAUCAUCUACAAUAUGUCAGCUUCAAGGUGGACAGCAGCAAAGAAUCAGCUGAAGCAGCAUGUGAUAUAUUAUCGCAACUUGUGAAUUGCUCUUUAAAAACCCUUGGACUUAUUUCAACUGCUCGGCCAAGCUUUAUGGAUUUACCAAAGUCUCAUUUUAUCUCUGCACUGACGGUUGUAUUUGUGAACUCCAAGUCCCUGUCCUCACUUAAGAUAGAUGAUACCCCAGUAGAUGAUCCAUCCCUCAAAGUACUUGUGGCCAACAACAGUGAUACACUCAGACUUUUAAAAAUGAGCAGCUGUCCUCAUGUCUCUCCUGCAGGUAUCCUUUGUGUGGCUGAUCAAUGUCAUGGCUUACGAGAACUGGCCUUGAAUUACCACUUAUUAAGUGAUGAGUUGCUACUUGCUUUGUCUUCUGAAAAACAUGUUCGUUUAGAACAUUUGCGCAUUGAUGUAGUAAGUGAGAAUCCUGGACAGACACACUUCCAUACUAUUCAGAAGAGCAGCUGGGAUGCUUUCAUCAGACAUUCACCCAAAGUGAACUUAGUGAUGUAUUUUUUUUUAUAUGAAGAGGAAUUUGAUCCAUUCUUUCGUUAUGAACUACCUGCCACCCCUUACUUCGGACGAUCAGUGAGCAAAGAUGUGCUUGGCCGUGUGGAAGGACGUGCCCCCAGACUGGUUGAACGUGUGUGUGCUAAUGGAUUACGGCCACUUGAUGAAGAGUUAAUUCGCAUUGCAGAACGUUGCAAAAAUCUGUCAGCUAUUGGACUAGGGGAAUGUGAAGUUUCAUGUAGUGCCUUUGUUGAGUUUUGUGAAGAUGUGGGUGGCCGCUCUUGUCUCAAUUAUCUAUAAUCGGAAGAAGUACUAAUUCCUGCAAAGUACCGUUUGGAGCAGAUUCAUUGGGAAGUGUCCAAGCAUCUGGUUAGGGUGUGGUUCCCAGCAAUGGAUGCCCACUGGUAAACCACCGCAUGAUGUAGGACAUGAUGAAUAGCACCUUAACUUAAGCAUAUUGUAUUAUAAUAAAAGUUCAUGUGCUGUAGUUCUGAUGUAAUUCUAUUUUGUGGCACAGAAAUUUAUCUACAGUGUGUAUAUAAAGAUUGGUAACUGGAAGACUUCAUGGAUCAGUUUUGGUCAGAAAAAUCCCUUGUGUUUCUUUAGCAUAAUAAGCAUUCAAAUCUCAGAAGAUUAAAAUAAAAAUGGUUCAGAUGUGAAAGUAAUAAUCAGUUAUAAGACCUAAGGCAUUUUAAAAUCUGAAGGAAACCAAAACCUAUGUAUUAUAAUAUAUAAGAAGUGAGUAGUACUAAUAGGUUUUCCAAAAUAUUAUGUUGUCUAUGCAUUUUUUAAAAAUGUAAAUUUGACAUUUUAGGGUCUUCAGAUAUGCAUUACACCUGUUAUAAGGUGAUUAAAUAUAGCUCAGAAAAGUGAGCAUUUUGUGACAAAAUUUAGGAUAUAUUGUAGCUAAUGAAAAGACUGGUUGAAGUUCUCAAAUGUUACAAAGCUCUUUGAAGAAGAAUAAGUAUAUAUAAUCAAUUGAAACACUUAGAAAACUAAGAAAUGUCACACAGUGGUUAUUAUAUAAGGAUAAUAUACAGAGCCAAGAUCAAAUUAAGAAAAUAAACAGAAGGGGGGCAGUUUAGCUCUGUAUAAAUGUUUGUUUACUCUUUAAUCUUCUCAACCAUAUAAAUUCUUUUCUGUGAUAUGUUAUUAUGUAUGUGGCACUUGAGGUUUUUGUAUGUAAAGUAAGGAAUGCUUUACCAGUUCUCCUUGGUUUUGUUUAUUUUUAUUUAAAUUAGUUUUGAGGUUAUACAGUAAUCUAAAUGAAAAGCUUAUCUAUAUUUAAAAAGCCAAAUUAGGGGGUUUGGAUAAUUAAAAGUAGAACUUUAAAAUGUUUAUAAAUUGUUUCUAUGAAAGAAUAUUAGUCUCCAGUGAAUUUUAGUGAUGGUUCAUUUCUCUCUUUUGGAGCUUUUAGUUAUGUAAGUAGAAUUUUAAAAAAAUAAAAGGAACACCACUGUACAGUUCAGCAUAAACAGUAGUAAAUUUAAAAGAGGAUAUAUUUAAGUUCAUAAUCAUAUUUUUGAGUAAAUAUUGCUCAGCAGACUGGGAAGUUACCAUAGAAAAAUGUCUGCAGCUUUGUGAUUAAUUUGGUUAAACUGAUAUAUUAUUUAAAUUAGUGUUUUAUAUUAUUUUCAUAUUAAAAAGGUAAUCCAUGAAUUAUAGCAUCUGUAAAAAUAUUACAUUUUGGGCUAUGUUUAGGUUUUUUUUAGAUAUUAUAUAAACUUUGAUUCUGGACACUAAUGCUAGCAGCUAUUAACCUCCUAAGGAAAUUAGAAGUGGUUACCCCAAAGGAAUACAUUAAUGCCUGAAAUGGCUCUCUUUCACUUUAGAAGUGUUUAGCAGUUGGGAAAGCUAACAGUCUUACAGAUCUGAUCUGUUUUUCAAAUUAUUACCUUUCUAAGCAUAAUGCAAAAGGUGAGUUUCUGCAUAUUUUGUGGCUUUUCAAAGUGAGAAGAUUCAAUCCUGCAGCAUAUGUAAAUGAGACAGAUGACCCAGACUUGAAAAUUAAAAAGCAAUUAUUGUAAUAUUUUCCCCUCCUACUAAACAGUAAAAAAGUACUGAUUAUGCAAGAAAUACCUGUGUUAGUGGAUGAAGUUUUUUUUCCUUGAAUAGCUUUGGAAAAUGGACAUGGCAGUACAUAAUCAGUUAUACUAACCAUAGCUUUAUUUAGAAAUUUACUUUUUGUACAAAUUGAAUUAUAUAAUGCUUAAAAUACUUUACGUCACUUUAUAAGCAAAAUGCUUAGCACUUAAUUUGUUUAUACUGUAAAGUAUAUUAAAUGCUUUUAUUAAAUUGAGAAUAAAGAUAGUUACUAAUGCUGUUGUAUUAUUCCAGUUUUUAAAAGCUACCCAAACAUAUAUACUUAUUUGACUUUAAAACUAGUAAAACUUACA